CCAGGCCCAGGGACCGCUACCUCGCCCCUCGUUGGCUCAGUCGCUCCACGUGUGUCGCGCAGAGAAGAGGUCGUCUCUCUCGCUCGCGGACGUCUUGACGGUCGGUCGACGCGCUGUUGAGCCACGACUCCCAGACUCGCUCGUUCUCGUCGUUCCGGCUACGCACCGAGUAGCCGCCCCCGAUCCCGUGUGCGAAGACGCCGUCGGUCUCAUCUCGCCGCCCGGAAGAGGUGAAUAAGACAAAAGCCUGCCCUCGCCAUACGUGUUGAUAGGCGUGCCCUCGCCUCACUCCCACCGGCAACCGAAGAAUCCUGGAGGGCCACUUCAUCCCCAGGCUGGCGCAUUUCGUAUUUCGCCUUUUGAACAAUAUGGACGUUUUUCCCGUGGUUCUCUAGCAGGAGCUGUAGCAGCGGCCACCACCCCGGUCCCUCUCGCUUUCCCAGGCCAGACGCGCCACCACUCGAGACCACGUUAACCUCUGACGACUUUAGCACACUUGACAAAAUGGUGACCGAAGGAAAGAUUCACAACCUGGUGAUAGAGGACUCUGCCGACGUUCUCCACCAUCGUCUUGGCCAACUCAACCAGCUGAGGAAAAGCCGACACUUCUGUGACGUCGUUCUUCAGGUGGGCAGUUCGGAGAUUCACGCCCACCGCUCGGUUUUGGCAUGUGCUUCGCCCUACUUCUUUGAGCUUUUCACCGCCGAAGAUGAACACAAGUCAGCUCGUGAAGGAAGGUUGUUAUACAAGCUGAAUGGAGGUUUCGAUCGCGACUCCAUAGAGAGGUUGGUGAACUAUGCUUACACCGGCUGCCUUGAAGUACCCGACCCGCAAGUGAAGGCGGUCUUCAUCGCUUCUAGACGACUGAAGAUGGAAAAUGUGACUAACGCGUGUGGAGAGCAUUUAGUGGCCAACCUUUCCCCCGAAACCUGUCUCGGUAUAAGGGCCAUCAAUGGCAUUGCUGCUAAUGCGGCUUUUGCUGAGCGGGUUGACGAAUACAUACAGCAACAACCUGACUUGGUUGAAGUAACAAGAGACGCCCUGGGGGUUCCCAAACUACAAGUAACAGUCAUCCAUAAGACCCAGGAUGAAGCAGCCAUCACAGGACGCGCACUCUGUAAUCUUGUCCUUGAGUGGCUGAAGAAACAGUUGGCAGAGGAGGAAAUUCAACUUGAUCUGUUAAAGGAAAAGAAGCAUAUGUUGUACUUGAACAUGGAUAACUCCCUCCAUGACUGUACAGAGAUCCAGUCAGGUGAUCUUAAUGAUUCAGAGAUGGUCCAGGACUACAAGAAAAUGUCCAGAAAGCUCUCUCAAACAAACAUUAAGGCUCGAAGGAAGUCUACAACACCACAGCCUUCCAAGCCCCGCCUUUUGCUCUACUCGCGUAGUAUUUCUGAUAAGGAUGACUCAGAGCAGGAUUCAGACUGGAAGGUCAUUGCCUAUUCUCAUGUUUCCGAAACUUCAUGGCUGGCCAUAGUGACACUGAAAGGCUCAGUUGCUGUUCUGUCUGUGCAACAGAAAAUGGGAAGUUCAUCACCAACAAACACUCCCAUGACAUCCCGCCCAGCUUCCAUGGAGAAAGUAGACUACUAUACAGUUAUUCCUCACAUGUCUUCACCAAAGUGUGCCUCUGGAACGGGUAACCUUAAUGGGCGACUCUUGGUAUGUGGCGGCUAUGAUCGCGGAGAGUGUCUUCGAGCGGUUGAGGCUUACAACCCACAGAACAACACUUGGACAGCACAACCUUACAUGCGCCAGGGAAGAGGACGGUUUGACCUGACAGUUCUGAAUGGGAAGGCCUAUGCAAUUGGAGGCUGUGAUGGUACACGAGAGCUUAAUAACGUUGAGGUUCUUGAGGAACAUUCUACAAAAUGGACCAGCGUUGCUCCUCUGCCUCUGGCUCGCUCCAACACUGGUGUCUGCAGUGUGGACGGCAAAGUGUACUGCAUAGGAGGGUGGAAUGGCCAGUAUGGGAUUAAGCAGUGUGAUAUGUAUGACCCUGCAGCUGACAAGUGGCAGACAAUUGCUUCUCUUCAUAUUGGUCGUUACCAAGCCGGAGUGGCUUCCCUUGGAGGAAAGGUCUAUGCAGCCGGAGGUUGUGACUCCUGGAAUUGCCUGAACUCAGUUGAAGUUUAUGAUCCAGUACUGGAUACAUGGCGUUUUGUUGCCCCAAUGACAACACCUAGGCGGGGAUGUGGAGCUGAAGUAUUCAAAGGGAAAUUGUAUGUGAUUGGCGGCUCUGAUGGGACCCAGAGUCUUUGUUCAACAGAGAUAUAUGAUCCAGAGACAAAUACAUGGAUGCCUGGACCGCCCAUGACUACAUGCAGGGCCAAUGUUGGUGUUGCUGUUGUCAAUGACAAGCUGUAUGCCGUUGGAGGUUUCUCUGGGAAGAAUUUCCUCAAUAGUACAGAGUACUUGGAUCCUGAGACAAAUGAAUGGACCAACUUCACUCCCAAGCCUGAGUUUCUCAAGGAAGGCAAUCUCUCUCUAGACGAUCAAAAAGGGAGCAGCCGCAGUUUGAAAGAAAAUGGUCAUAAUGGUAUUCACGAAAAAGCGGAAUUUGCUGAAAUCAGCAAAAUCAAUCACAAAGAACAUGACAAAGUCUUCGAAAAUGGGGUUGUUAAUGGGCACAGUGAUAAGGAUAGUAAUGGUAUUGCUGUUGGAGAUAAGCAAGUGACUAAUGGGCAUUAGGAAGAUAAGGAUAGUGAGGGGAGAAAAUCUUUCAAUUCUGAUUGGGAAGGCACAGUGACUUUUCUAUUCCAGAGUUGUAUUACAGCUUUUGAAUCCUGUCACCCAUUUAUUUUCACAACUGGUGACUUUCUCACAAAAUAGUUACUAGGCGGUUUCACAUCACUGUACCCAAAGGAAAACCUCCUUUUCUGAAGUUUCGUGCCUUCUCACCUCAGCUACGAGGCAACACUCAGCUUGCUGAACAUCUCACGGAAGUCUAAAAGACAAUUUCUUGUUUAUGCGUGAGAUUGGUUAAAUUUCAUACAGUUACUUUACACUUAUAUUACUCCUUAGUUGGGAGUGUAGAUAUUUGCCUAUGGUAAUGGAGAAUUUGUAAUAUAUACAUAUAUACUGGAAUAAUGAUAUGAAAGGUUUUAUGUUUGAAUAUAAUGGCUGUGGACAAACCUUUGUUGAAUAUUGUCAUGUUAUCAUGAAUUUCUUUAAGAUCUUUUAUUGUGUAUCUUUCUCUUCUAAGUUUAGGAGGAGUUUUUCUUACAAAUUUUUGAAAGUCAAUUUUAUCUUUAUAUAUUUUCUUGAUGGUUCAAGGGAUCAAUUAUUAUAAAUAAGAAGUUUGCUUUUCGUUCUAG
Molecule: messenger RNA, 3317 nt
Organism: Penaeus indicus
Lineage: Eukaryota; Metazoa; Arthropoda; Malacostraca; Decapoda; Penaeidae
Product: influenza virus NS1A-binding protein homolog B-like
Exons: 13
Coding region: 505-2691 (728 amino acids)
Molecular function (GO): protein binding
Source: RefSeq, a predicted model, not a curated record